Molecule: messenger RNA, 3110 nt
Organism: Cuscuta europaea
Lineage: Eukaryota; Viridiplantae; Streptophyta; Magnoliopsida; Solanales; Convolvulaceae
Source: the annotation of a GenBank genome assembly
GUAAUUUUCAUUUCUAUUAGAUCCUUAAAAUAGUUAAGUUUGAAAAGCUCGGGUAAAAUCAAACCACUAAUUAUUGCGUACAUAGCUUCUCAGAUGAAUGUUGAAGCAGCCAGAUCGGGUUGAAUUUGAUUGGAACGGUGCUUGAUUUCAACUAGGGUAUAUGAUGGUUCUCCCAUUAGAUCUUCAGGACUUCCUUCUUCGAGCUCGAGUGCUCCAGUUAUACAGAAACGCUCUAAGGACUGCAAGAAGAGCUCCUAUUGAUGCUAGAGUUGAACUGAGUCACAUGAUAAGGAAGGAGAUGGAGAACGGCAGGAGUUGCAAUGAUAAGCAAAGGAUUCGUUUCAUGAUUAGUGAAGGAUGGGAGAAGGUGAAGCGAUUCGAUGAGAUGCUCGAUAUGCAAGGUCACUGAUUGGCAUUAUUUCUACCCCAUUCAAAGGUGCGAUACAUAAGGGAUCACGUCUUUGAGAUGGCUUUUUGUUAUUAUCCAAGUAAUUUUGAACUAGUUGGUAUAUUUUUGGUUGGUAUACAAAGGAGUUGCUUUCUGUUUCAGCUUGGAUAUACUUUCUGUAUCAGCUUUGAGGAUAUAUACUUUCAUUCUUUCAUUCUUUGCUCCGGUCCGUUGCUACAAUGUUGGUAAAACCAUUUCUACCAUCUUAAGAAAAGUUUAUGGGUUGUUGUACUAAUUGCAUGUUCAUGCUUAGCUAAAAACUUUGGACUCUGAAAACUCUUCUUAUAAAACACUUUCACUCUACAGUGUGGAACCAGGGGAAGUGAGCCGGUACCGGCACCAUCCUUCGCUGGAAGAACCUAGGUGUGUGUGUGUGUAUAGAGUACUCUUCUGGUCAGGAAUUCCUGACCGGAACCGCCGUCGUGACGACGGUUUUUGGGGCUCUUCCCGGUGGAAUUUUUUGAUGAAAUUUUUAUGGCUUGUUCUUCAUCAAAUCUAGUUCAUCCACAAAAAAUUGCAGCUAAAAAUUUAAUCGGUAAGGCCGUCCAAUGAUUUUUGGAAGAUAAUUGCGCCAAAUUAUACAUAUAAAACGCAGUUAACUUCCAAAAAUUAUUUGAUAGCCUCUCGAUUGAAUUUUCAGCUGAAUCUUUUUAUGAAUAAACUAGACUUGAUGAAGAACAUGUCAUAAAAAUUUCAUCAAAAAAGUUGACCGACAAGAUACCUAAACGCCACCGUCUGGACGGCGGUUCAUGUCCGGAAUUCCGGACAUAAAUAUUUCUCUCUCUCUCCCUCUCUUUAAAACUCGGUAGGUAAACCACCAAAAUAAGUGGAGUAGAAGCUGAGGAACAUCUACCAGAUAUUAUAAAUGAUCAUCAAAAGAUACAUGGGGGACCAAACCUUAACCCACAACAAUAUGAAAAUACACACAAGAACUAGCCAAAAGAAAAUCAAUCAAUAUAUGGCCUACAUAUCCAAAGUGAUUGUACCCAAAAGGUUUUUGGACACUGUCAUUCCCUGUCUCCAUGUAAAGGCCUCCAAGAAGCCCAUUUUUGCUACCACCCCUGCAGCAUUAUUGCUUGGGCCAAAAUAAAGCAAAUAUUCCAAUGGCCCAAAUUCAUUUGAUCCAUCUCCCUUCGAAGCAAAUAAGAAACAUCUAGCUCCACUUUAGGAAACCCGAAAGUCUCAGACCACCGCAUUUCCUGGAGACAAACUUCCUCAUCCCUCAUCGAUGAACCGCUCAACGGAAAGCCAUCUGCCGCUAUCAUCGCACCGGAGUGAUCCCUCAAUAAGAAACCAGCUGCUGAUUUCCCGUUUUAUCUGAACACUGCCCAGUUCAGCUUAACAUUGGGGUAUGCCGGCUUCAUCCAUCUGGAGAUCUGGGGUUUGUUUCGCCUGAAAAACUGAGGUAACAUCGUGUUUUCGUAAAAGCUCCAUAUAGACUCUGCCAGCGGACAAAUCAACAAGAUAUGAUCCUGAGAUACUUGAGCCCUAUUGCAAAAGGGACACAUCGAUGGGUAGAUUACAACAAAGGAGGCUAUCUGCUUAGGAAAUGGAAGCCCUUUAUGGCUUUAUGCCAAAGUUUCUAUAAAAACACCCUAACUUUGGGUACCUGUUUAGGGUGCCAUAUAUCCGUAACUGAUAGGACCCUCCCCCCUCUUGGCCAAAGUGCCUGAUAGGCAGUUUUUGUUGUAAACUUACCAUCUGCAGAGUGUUUCCAUUUAACAUAGUUAGGACCCCUGACCACCAUAGCCUCAACCUCAUCAUUAAUGAGGCAGAUUCUUCUCCAGGUUGGAGAAUCAGUAGGCUUGACUUCCCCAGAACACGAUUCCCAUACAUACAUAUAUUAGCUUGUUAGCUUGUUGUCUCCAUAUAUAUAUAUAUUUGCAUAUAUAUAUAUAUAUAUAUAUAUAUAUGCAUAUAUAUAUAUAUGCAUAUAUAUAUAUAUAUAUAUAUAUAUAUAUAUAUAUAUAUGCAUAUAUCAAUAUGCAUAUAUAUGCAUAUAUAUGCAUAUGCAUAUAUAUGCAUAUAUGCAUAUAUAUGCAGUUUUUGUUGUAAACUUACCAUCUGCAGAGUGUUUCCGUUUAACAUAGUUAGGACCCCUGACCACCAUAGCCUCAACCUCAUCAUUAAUGAGGCAGAUUCUUCUCCAGGUUGGAGAAUCAGUAGGCUUGACUUCCCCAGAACAUGAUUCCCAUACAUACAUAUAUUAGCUUGUUAGCUUGCACAGAGGAAUAUCAUAUUGGAUGAAUUAAAGGAGAAUUUGACAAGGGCCCAGAAUCAGAUGAGACAACAAGCUAAUAAGCACAUGAGGGAGGUUCAAUUGGAAGUAGGAGAGAGGGUUUAUUUGAAGAUACAACCUUACAAGCUAAGGAGUUUAGCUAAAAGGAUAAAGCUAAAGCUUGAGGCUAAAGCUUGCUAUCUGUGCUUGUUGAUCGAGCGAUCAUCUCAGAGGGAAGACUUGGUUCGUGCUUCCUCCAUUCUGUUUUUAAACAAUUUAAACAUGCUCAUGGAUAUUGUUUUUCAUUAUGGAGCCUGCGUGCUCGUGUUUGCCCCGUGUGGCACUUGUUUUCAAACUAUGAUUUCCGCUGCGUAUUCAAUUACUUGUUAUGUAUGUUUAUGGAUGACUAAUGUGUGAAUGAUAUUCGAGACGCCUUGUAUAAUA